This is a messenger RNA of Xyrauchen texanus (razorback sucker), 1838 nucleotides long. RefSeq names its product smad nuclear interacting protein 1-like. Gene Ontology annotation, molecular function: protein binding; mRNA binding. NCBI's taxonomy places the organism in Eukaryota, Metazoa, Chordata, Actinopteri, Cypriniformes, Catostomidae. The transcript has 4 exons. Gene Ontology annotation, biological process: miRNA processing. The coding region runs from base 126 to 1229 and encodes 367 amino acids. Gene Ontology annotation, cellular component: nucleus. The record is from RefSeq and is a predicted model, not a curated record.
GCGAGCUUCAAACCGGAAGUGCACUUGGACGUUUCGAAAAUUAUGGUUUUAAUAUUUUUUCAGCAUUUCCAUUAGUAUGAACGACUCUUACUUUUUACGAAGUUUAUAGACAAGCUCAGUUCGCUAUGGAUAACAAGAGACGACACAGAGAAUCUCCUUCCCGGAAGGCAAAGAUACAAAUCAAACAAGAAAAUGUGAGCCCCGUGCGGCCUCAACGCUCACACCGAGCCAGUUCAGGCAGCAGCAGCCCUCCACCGAGAAGACGAGACAGCAGAUCACCUGUUAGAAGAAGGGACCGAUCGCCGGCGAGAAAAGACCGGUCAUUAGCCAGACAAGAGGAGAGAUCCCCUCGGACCCGGAGGAGCAGAAGUCCGCACCGUGGGACAGACAUUAGGUUAAAGAAGGAUCAAGAGGAUCACAGAGGAGCAGAAACUCAUAGGCAUCGUGAGAGAAGGGAUGACUCAAAUGACCACAGGGUAAAACGGGAGGGAGAACGGCCACAGCAAAAAGAGCGAGACCGGAAAAAGGAGAGGCAAAGGGGAAAAGUAAAUGAUGCCCAUAUACAACAGCAACAGCAAGCUGAGAGGGAACAGCAUAAUGAACGGCGACGAGAGAAUCGCCUCCGACAGGAGGCUCGGAGUGGUAAUGGUGAUGAGGCACAUGAGUUUGGUGGUGGGCAGGAUGGCGAUUCCCCCCCAGCUGCUGAGAAGGAAAAGCCAAACUUUGAACUUUCUGGGGCCUUGGUGGAAGAUACCAACACAUACAGGGGGGUGGUCAUCAAAUAUAAUGAACCUCCUGAGGCCCGCAUCCCUAAAAGAAGGUGGCGUUUGUACCCUUUUAAGAAUGAUGGGCCGCUCCCAGUCAUGUACAUUCACAGACAGAGUGCGUAUCUACUUGGACGACAGAGGAAAAUAGCAGACAUUCCUAUUGACCACCCUUCUUGUUCCAAACAGCAUGCUGUUUUUCAGUACAGAUUGGUGGAGUUCACACGGUCAGAUGGCACCACAGGAAGGAGAGUGAAACCAUACAUCAUUGAUCUGGGCUCUGGUAAUGGCACCUACCUAAACAAUCAGCGUAUAGAACCACAGCGUUACUACGAGCUCAAAGAGAAGGAUGUGCUCAAAUUUGGCUUCAGCAGUAGAGAAUAUGUGCUCCUUCAUGAGUCCUCUGACACAGCUGAGGUUGACGCUAAGAUGGAGGACGAUGAGGACGAAGGCCUUGACGAGUAGUUCAUGCUCAACCUUUACCAAAAAAAAAUAUAUGUUUUGUGCUGGGCUCUUCAAAUGAGUUUGGCCCAUUGGAGCAGCAAUGACGGUUUCACUAUUUCAUUUUGAACAAUGAAUCAGUCAUGCUUCAUCCUGCCCAAGUUGUCUGUAUGACUCUAUUCUCAGGUGGAUAGCUUGUAUCAGACAGUUUUCUGUCAGACUGUCUACAGUGCUGUCCCUCAAACCAAGUGCUCAAUGCCAGAACAAAUUACUUGAUGUGUUAUAUGAUAUAUUUUGGAUCCUUAUGAGGCAGUGGAUAUGUGUAGAUUUGGUUUCUGUAAAUAUACUGGAUAUAUUCAAGUGCUUGUUUCAUGUGCUUUAGUUUGCAGUCUUGUUGAUUAGAUGAGGACUGUGUAUUGGUUAGUCAAACCAGGCUGUGAGCACUUACAGAGCAAAGAAUAACCAGACUAAUUUGCAGUCUAAAUUUUACUUUACAGAAAAUGACAUCUUUGACGUUAGACAUUUUUCUAUUCUCUCACAGUACCUUCAUAUUUGAUUUUUAGAUGUUUUGUAUUGUCAAAUAAAAACAAGUUUUUUGUGUUUUUUUUUUAUUUUUUAUUGACUGCAUAUAAU